GAUGCUUAAUUCAUAAUGCCUCUAUAUUUUUCCAGUUUUAUUUUGAAUGAUACCUAUCUGAUAAUGCAUGAAACAACCCUUUGGGUAUUUUGUAUUGUGUGAAAGGAUAAGGCACAGAUAUGGAAGGCAAGCGGAGUCUCCGAGUCGCGGGGUUUAGUUGUACUAAGAGGAGACCGUCUCCUGUGUAUAGGGUCAGUGUUGUUGGUUGUUUUCUUACAUUAACGGCGCGACCUUUACGGUGGACUCCGACAUAAUUAGGUUUACAGAAAACAGUUGAGAGAUAGACAGAAACUCGUCAGAAACCUCCUCGUACACACUCCAUGCACAAAUACGAAACACUAUUACACGACAUAUUAAAAGAAUCACCAAAAUAAAGACCCUCUAAUACCUUGUGAUUAAGGAUACGAGCAAUAAAAUCUCCCCUCUUGAAGUCGUAAAAUGCAAAUUGAAAACUGAAAAGUUGUAAUAGUAAUCAAGACGGGGGUUUAGAGUUUUCCUGUUAACGAUGCGUCCAUUAUCCCGCUUAUUGUGGUAAAUUUGAUGUCAAUUUAACACACGGAUGUCACUAAUGACCUUAUGAACCAAUCUUUGUACAGCCUCAUCUUUUAUAGUGUGUAUAUUGAUAAACACCUUUGUGUGCUUCUAUUUCCCGUUCUGUCAAUUAAUUUACGUAAUUCAUGUCAUUUCAUGUUAUUUAUGUCAUUUUGAUAUUGCGUGAGGUAAUGUUUACUUUGAAAAUGAAUUGAGAGAAGAAGAAAAAAAUAAUCUAAACUUUACAAGAGGGUGCGUCUUUCUCAUAUCAAUGACAGUGGUAUGAAUGAUGCUCAAACUGGAUUGUACUAAACAAAAUAGUUACGUGUGAAGUCGUGUUUCCAUCCGAUAUAGAGGAGGAUAAAUACAGAGCGUGUGAGAGAGAGAGAGAGAGAGAGAGAGAGAGAGAGAGAGAGAGUUCGAGUUCAUUAUUGAUUAAUGAUUGUAAUUAUAGCUGCUUUGGUUUUUUUCUUUUUCUAUAAUUGGUUCGGUGCUAUUUUAGGAAUUAAUAUAUCUAGGCUAUAAAUACACCGACGUAAUAGUUAUUGUCUAUUCUAAAGACAUGGAAAAUAAUAAUGAACAUAGUACGUGGGAAUUCGUGGACAUUCAUCUAAAUAUAUCUAUAUCUGUUUUUUCAUAAAGCCUCCAGCUUCUCGCCACCCAGUCGAAUUAGAAAAAAACCCUUCACCCAGAAGCUCGAUCUUGUUAGUUUUAUUGAUGCACGAGUUUGUAAGUGAAUCUAAACGGAUUCUUGAUUGCAAAGUGUCCUAAUGUGCAUGCCAUUAACGGAGAAUCUGUGUGUGAAUGCUACAUGUAAAGACUUCUGAAAAAGUUCUGGUUUGUUCAUUUUUCUCAACAUAAUUUUCUUUUUUUUCUUUUUUCUUUUUGGCGUGUCAAUUGUUUUAAUGAAGCAAUUUUUCAGACAGAUAUUUUGAUGUAUGAUGAUGUCAGGUUUAGAAAACAUCAAACAUCUUCAAAAGCAUUAUCAGGUUGUAGAGAAUGCUUGUCGUGUAAAUCAUAUCAGCUCGUUUUCCAAAAACCCAACCGUGCGUGAAUGAAAAUGCGAGAAAGUGCCCCAAUACCACAAUGGUGUUUUUAGAACCAUGCUGUAAAUAGGUCGUUCAAGAGAUUUCUCCAAUUCAAAUCCGUGACCUUGUAUAUUGGUGCAAAAUGUUCUCAAGUUAGAUAUGCUACUGAUAAACCGUUUCUCAUAUCUAAUUAUCAUUUUCAAAAUGCAAUUUAGAUGAACUAUUUUGUGACCGUUAGAGGUCGCUGCUAAUUGAGGAAGAAUCUGCUACACAAAUAGUCUUGAUGUGUAAGAAUUUUAUAUGUAUUGCAAGUCAUUUUCAUUUAUGAAUAAUUCAUAGUAAAACAUUUACUUUCAUAAAAAUUCAAGGGUAAAUUAUUUCGGUGAAUGUAGCAUGCCUAAUUUAAUCUAAAUAUUUUUACGUGGUUUUAAACCAUUAAAGAUGCUUUGAAGCAUUUUCACGUCACAUCUAUUGGGGUUUGCUGUUGUAUGGAAGUUUUUUGUGCAGUUUUUACCUUGUUGGUGUUAGUCUAUCGGAGGCGUCUCUGGGUCCCGCUGUGGUGAUUGAGACAUGUCGACAAUGCUAGCGAACACUGGCCCCGAUGUGUUGGUAUCUUAGAUACAUAUUGAUACUUGUUUUCAAAACUGUGGAGUAGGUGUCGAGAUUAAAAAAACGAAUCGGUAGAAUUUAUAUAAACUAUGGAGAACCACUGCAAAGAAGUUAUCAGAGCCCAAAGUUCGAACCCCAGCGAAUAUCCGCCAAAGAGAACGUUAUGAAGUUCCUACUGGUACUGGUUCACGAACAGGUAGUGGCACACCGAAUUGUAGAAAUGACAACAUGUAUUGUUAAACGGCAACCUCUAAAUUACAAAUGCGGCGGAAUAUAAAAAAUAAGCCUUAAACUGAAUACAAAUGAAGAUACGUAUACUCUCUAGCAAAAGCUAAUCACGGACUAAACAUGAAUUCACGCCCUAUGUGCUGCUUGAUUAAAAAAAUAUGCAUGGGAAUGAGAUGGGUAAAGUUCCGUUCCUAGACGGCGCUGUGAUGCGAUUCGUGGUUUCUUUUUGUAGUUAGUAGAACUUUGGAAUUUUUUAAUGUAACUAACGACACUUUGACGAUAGGAGUAAAACAUUUAGAGAUUUGUUUCUGUAGAGAUAAUGAUAAUUGUCAUAAGUUUGGAAGUUCUAGAGAAAUGUAAAAGAUAAGGACAAGAUUAUCAGAACCGGAAAUAAUUAUUCUGUUUUAAAUGGGCCAUUCUUUCAGAGAAUUUUCUGUAUCAGUUCCAUAAAACAUAGAAAGAAAUGUUUCAUGCCUGCGCCUAAAAUGAUAUUUUUCGAACAUUUUGACGAUUGUAGUUUGAGGAGACGUACUAAUGCAAAUCAUAUUGUGACCCCGCGCUGUUCAUUCAUGCCGCAGCGGAAGUAACGCGAAUUAAGCUCGGAUUUCCUCUGAAAUAUUCUAUUUUCGACAGGAGGAAGGCUGCCUUGCGGUUCAUUAGAUCGUAAAUAAAUAUGUGUGCCUUUCAAGAGUUUUGUUAAGACAAAACUCUUUCUGUAUGAGAGCAGAGCAUAAAACCGAGUUACGUCAUUUGGUUAAAACGCAAGUCGCGGAAACUCUAAGCCGCACAUUUUGCUAAUUGUGAGGCAUCGCUGCGGCGAUGUUUACAAAGUAGACAAAAAAGCCAUGUUAAGAUUUACAAACAAAUGCAAAUAUUUUUAUGACUUCGCUGUGUAUUAAAAGCAACAAAAUGGACUCGAUAUGGAAAAUGAGGAUCAGUGUGAUGAAUAACACUUGUCAUAAUUUUGACAGAAUUGUCAAUGAAUUAAAACUCGAGUUCUGUAUUAUAAAAACAGUCAUCAUGACCAACAGGUUUCAAGAAUAACGAAGUAUGUGAAAUGAAAAUAAGAGUGGAUUCUUUUGUCAUCUUGCCAACCAUGGGCAUUCAAUAUUCAUGGUCGUAUGUUCAUCUUAAUUAUUAUAUACAUCGCUGACAAAUGGUUUCUAAUCCACACCAUUGUCAAGCACUGCUGUCAGUGUUGUUUCUUCUCCGGCUAUAGAUACGAACUGUAUCAUCUUAACCGUGUAGUGGAAAUACGUUACUUAAACGCCAGUUUAAUGGAAGUACAAGCAAAAAACCUAAUGACAUUGCUUUGGUUGUCAAAGAAACGAUAGACAAGACAUAUAUAAAGUAAAUUGUAGCGAGAGCUGGGGGUGUUUGAACAUCCGGUGCUCUGAUUAGUGCUUUCUCUUCACAUACGAACACAAGGAACCCAAUGAACGUUUAAUUUCAAUGCAUGUCUGUGUGUGUUGAACCAACAAUAUACUUUGGAUUAGAGACAUAAAAUUAGCUCGGUUGCUACAAAAGAAUAUGACUUUUCGGAACAGAACGAACUUUUCAAAAUCUUUGUAUUUGGUAUAGGGAUAUACUUCGAAGUCCUUGGAUUUUGAAUUUUUUCAGGUCAGCAGCACUUUUCUGGCUAAAAGUAUUCUGAUCUCGCCGUUUCGCUUAAAAAAGGAAACUUAUCGCCAACCAAUUGCAGCAUAUGGUUUCAAAGGUUACUUAAUUCGCAUUAUUGUCAUGUUCUGAUCGGCAUUGUUAGAGAUAACGAAUAAAAACACGGGGCCAAAACAAUACGUUGUACACAUCUUUGGCCGAGCCGAGACGUACACGUGUGCGGUAUUACAUUUCAUUUAACGACUCAUUUCCAGACUUUGUCCUCUUUCCAAGUUUCAAACCUCUUAGACUAUACCAUCAAUUAAUGGUUUCCUGGAUAUAAUAUUGCAACAAUGUCCUCGAGUCUCGAGUCUUGUUUGGAUUUAGACGACGUGGUCCUAUUUUACUUACACCGUCAUUUUUUGUCUUUGGUGAUAUCAUCAUUAGUUUAGUGACUGUAUCUUUUUCCCUUGUCUGUGGAGCACGCAAUGUUAAUGCACAGUUAGGGAGGCCGUUUCACCUGCAACGAAUCCGAUGGCGCUUUGUUUACGUCGAAACAUUCCAGGCUUCCUUAAUUGAAACAAAAUUUUUGACGAGUUUUAACCUUAUUAUCUGAUAUGAUGUAUAACUAAUGGCCGGGGAGUAGAUUUCUGUCGUUUUCUUUGAUCUCUAUGUUCGUUUUAAUCUUUUCUCAAGCUAGGAAAAUUAUAUAACAUCAAAUCAAUUACAUACACUAUUAAAGAGUUGAAAAUCAUCAAUUUUACAUCUUCAGUUUUUUCAGCAACAAUGAUAAUUACAAGCAGGCGAAAAUAUUUGACAGCCAACAUAAAGAUAACAUUUGUUUUCGAAGAAGUUUCACCCUAAAUUAAAAUCACACUGAUUUAUGACGUUUUAUCUGUUCAUCUAAAUUUUUCUUCAAAGAUAGAGAACAUUUUCUUGUUUCGACAGCAUUAGAGUCUGUCUGUUUGUUACUAAUUUUAAGAUGCUACACAAUGCCAUGUUAGAUGGCUAUCGGUGAAUAUCCGUGUAGUGCUUGUCAGAAUUACCCCCAGAACACGCGUACAGGGAUGAGAAAAUAUAAAUGACCUCUGUGACGUCAUCAGUGUUCGUGCUUCGCGAUAUGUCUCUGUAUCAAUGGUGCUGUCCUGAGGAGCAUGCAUUGUCGUUGUUGAGUGAUCAGUGUUCCUGCACAACAACGGAGUGUCAAGAUGGAAGAAAUGUGCAAAUGCUUUCGGAAAACGUUUUAACCUUUGGCCAGUAGAGGAACGAGAGAAAGUCCAUUAAAUCGUGGUGCCGAUAUUUCGCAGGAGGACGAACUUGUUUAAACAGUUUAUCUACCAAUAUCAAAGAAGAAACGAAACGAGGAAAAGUUUAGGAUUUUUUAUGAAAAUUUGGCAUUUUACAGAUAAAAGAUUUAUCAAUUUUGAAUUAAAAAAAGAAACGUUGGGAGUCAGUGGCGAUUUAGGUUCUUUGAUUCUUCCUGAAAACUGGACGAAAUGGGAACGCUGCGAGACCUGCAGUUCUCUCUGAGGAAUAAAAUUGAGGAAUUAAACCAAAGAGACAGCCUUAUAGACGAAUUAGAGGCAGAACUUGACGAGAAGGAUGCGCUUAUUGAGAAACUUAAAAUGGAACUGGAGAAAUGCAAAGCGGUGUUAAAUUCUACUGUUGUGAAACCAACCAAAGAAACUGGAACUUUGAACAAGGAGCGAAACAAACGAUGUGCAAUUUCUGCGGAACCGUCCCAGUAUGGUGUCAACGUGCAAACACCUUUGAUAACAGUCAGCAAACCAGAGGUUUCCCGCGAUUUGAUUCGGACAGCUAUUCUUGACAAUGAUUUUAUGAAGAACCUGGACAUGGGGCAGAUUCGGGAGAUCGUGGAUUGUAUGUACCCGGUGGACUACACCAAAGACAGCCUCAUCAUCAAGGAGGGGGACGUGGGGUCACUCGUCUACGUCAUGGAAGAGGGUAAGGUGGAGGUGACGAAGGAUGGGCAGAAGCUGUGUAAUAUGGGCCCCGCCAAGGUGUUUGGGGAGCUGGCUAUUCUCUACAACUGUACCAGAACGGCAAGUGUCAAAGCCCUGGUGAGUUGUAAGCUGUGGGCGAUAGACCGACCAUGUUUUCAAAGUAUAAUGAUGAGGACGGGGCUGAUGAGGCACGAGGAGCACAUGGAGUUCCUCAGAAGUGUUCCAACAUUCAAACAUCUACCAGAGGAACUAGUUAGCAAAAUCGCUGAUGUUCUCGAAGAGGCUCACUACAACAAUGGGGAAUACAUAAUUCGCCAAGGAGCACGAGGAGACACAUUCUACAUCAUAGCCAAAGGCAAGGUGAAGGUGACCAGGCGCCACUCGAAGUCUGGAGAUGAACAGUUGAUACGGUGUCUCCAGAAAGGGGAAUUCUUCGGGGAAAGAGCACUACAAGGGGAGGAUGUCAGAACUGCUAAUAUUGUGGCGUCAGAUCCAACGGGAGUGGAUUGUCUCGUUAUUGACAGAGACUCAUAUUCGCAGCUAAUAAGUGACCUUGAUGAACUUAAGCGCGUGUAUGACGAUGACGAAGAAAAGGCCGUGGCUGACCAAGAAUUUAUGAAGUUGAAGUUGAGCGACCUCAGUAUUGUUGCUACAUUGGGUGUAGGCGGUUUUGGCAGAGUAGAAUUGGUCCAAGUAAACAACGAUAAUUCCCGGACAUUUGCCCUCAAAAUUCUCAAGAAGCACCACAUUGUGGAGACCAGGCAGCAGGAACAUAUCAUGAACGAGAAAAAAAUCAUGUCGGAUUCUCGGUCUGAUUUCAUCGUCAGGUUGUACCGGACGUUUAAAGACCGGAAGUACCUGUACAUGUUACUCGAGGUCUGUCUAGGUGGCGAAUUGUGGACUGUUCUCAGAGACAAGGGUUCCUUUGAUGAUGUCACAACGAGGUUCUACACAGGUUGCGUUAUAGAAGCCUUCGCCUAUCUGCACAAUAAGGGCAUUGUUUACAGAGAUCUCAAACCAGAAAAUUUACUUCUAGACUCUCAGGGAUACGUCAAAUUGGUUGACUUCGGUUUCGCUAAGAAAGUAGGAUUGGGAAGAAAGACAUGGACAUUUUGCGGGACCCCGGAGUAUGUGGCCCCAGAAAUCAUUCUGAACAAAGGUCAUGACAUAUCGGCGGACUUCUGGUCGUUAGGGAUCCUUAUGUUUGAACUGCUUACUGGCAGUCCACCAUUUUCAGGACAAGAUCCAAUGAAAACUUACAACAUUAUUUUGAAAGGCAUUGACGCUAUUGAAUUUUCGAGAAAAAUCAGCAAAAAUGCCCAAAAUCUAAUAAAGAAACUGUGUCGUGAGACGCCCUCAGAAAGACUUGGGUUUGGUCGGGGUGGGAUUCGUGAGAUCCAAAAACAUAAGUGGUUCGAAGGUUUCAACUGGGACGGAUUAAAAAAGAGGACACUAAACCCCCCAAUAACACCCCAUGUAAAAUCUGCAACAGAUACCUCUAAUUUUGAUGACUACCCAGAUGAAGAAGACGAUCCCCCGCCAGAUGAUGUCACGGGAUGGGACAGAGACUUCUGACGUCAUUUGGGAAACUGAGUAGUUGGGAAAAAAAAAUGUCUUUCUGAAAUCCGUCGAGAGUCGUGGAGCUACAACAGAAUGCAAGUUACCCAAGUAACGAAACGCAACGUGAAGGGCUUUCAUAGUUACUAUGGUGAUCAGAGACGCCAUUAAACUUCGUCCAAGGUGAACUGAUUACAGACAAAGAUAAAACAAAGAUCUGUGAUGAAGAACAGAUACUGACGAUUUUAUAUAUGUAUAGUAUUUUUAUAUAUUGCUUCUGAUGUGCCUUAUUUACGAAACUGUGGAGUAGUCCAGUGUGUUGACGUCAUAGUGAGAAUUCAUCAACGUGGGAGAUGCUAUAGGAUGAAUAGGCUAGAGAUUGUUGACUUCUCAUUUUCUACACGUAUUUAUAAUUUUACAUUAUCGCCAUACCAAUGAAACAAAAUAAAAAUAUUACAUUUUGUAAAA
Messenger RNA from Ostrea edulis (European flat oyster), 7981 nucleotides. Its product is annotated as cGMP-dependent protein kinase 1-like. Gene Ontology annotation, molecular function: cGMP-dependent protein kinase activity; ATP binding. Bases 5489 to 7531 code for a protein of 680 amino acids. Gene Ontology annotation, biological process: protein phosphorylation. The record is from RefSeq and is a predicted model, not a curated record. The transcript is spliced from 16 exons. Lineage: Eukaryota; Metazoa; Mollusca; Bivalvia; Ostreida; Ostreidae.